CUGUUCCCAACAUGGCAAUGGUAGGUCUUGAGCCAUUGGGUGUACAGCUAGUAGCUGAAAGUCCUGUUAGUCUUCAGUCUGGCCCAGUGGAACAGGAAGCUCACAAAUGUGAUGACUAUAUUGCGGUCGUGGCUUCAACAGCCCAGGAAGUGUUGCCACCAGAACCUGUAACCACUUCUGCAUUUGAGCUCCCUGUUGCUGCCACUGUGCCCCCUAAGGGUAUUGAUGCAGCUGAGAAGGCGGAGCAGUUGAUUCACAACGAUGAAGAUGAGAAGGCAGAGCAAUUGAUUCACAAUGAUGCAGCUGAGAAGGCAGAGCAAUUGAUUCACAACGAUGCAGCUGAGAAGGCAGAGCAAUUGAUUCACAACGAUGCAGCUGAGAAGGCAGAGCAAUUGAUUCACAACGAUGAAGAUGAGAAGGCGGAGCAAUUGAUUCACAAUGAUGAAGAUGAAGAGGAGGAAAAGGAGGGUAGUCAGCAGGUGUCUGUGUCUGACAUGAGUGGUACGCAGCCUACAGAGGAGUCCAGGCCCGGCUCGGCCGGUCUGACUGGAUCAGUGUGGCGAGCAGGGGGCGUGGCUUCAGAACUCGACUCUGAGGAUGUUAGCUGUAGCCAGCAAGGAGGCUCCGAGCUUAGUGCUCCUGGUGUCCUUGAGGGCACUGAGAGUAUAGAUGAUUUAGGUGAUGCCAGCCUGAAAGGUGCUGAUGGUGAAGGUGCAUCUGCUGGAUCUCCAGAUUUUGAGAGGGUCCCUGACAUUCCUGCCAAUGAAGAUGAUGAUGAUGAAGAUGACGACUAUGAUCGUGUCUAUGAUAUGGAAGUGGGUUCUGAAAGAGCAGAAGACCUACACAGGCAGUGCCAUGACAAUGAGGAUGAGGAUGAAGAUGUGGAGAUGGCCAGUGAAGGCAUUACUGAGAGUGGGCUUGAAAGUUAUGGAAAUGCAGACGAAGAUGACUUUGCAGAAGACUACAGAUUGGACAACCUGAACCGUAUGCAAGCGCCACCCAUUGUUCCUUUGGCUCCUCCUGCAGCCCAGUGGGGCCAAGCAAAUCUUUUUGCUGAUCCCUGGGUCCAGCCACUUCAACCAGACCCAGCUCCCCUCUCUAGUCCUCCAUCUAACCCCUGGCAACAAGAUUCAGAAACCCCAACCCAAGCCCCUGCCCAGGCUUGGCUGGAGGUGGGAAAUGCUGAAGGAGGCCCAUCCUCACCUCAUCCCCCAGCUUUUAUGGAUCCCACCCCAAGUUCAUCCCAGCAUGUCCCAGUGCAUGCAACAGAUUUGGAUGCCUGCCUCAAACCAGGCUUGGCACCCAGUCUCCAAAACGUGUCUCAUUCUAGCACAUUGAGUGGUCCAGAACUACUCGCACACAGUUGCAGUGAUACCAGCACCCCUGAGGAACUAAAAGAUUACAGUAUAAGCCCUGGAUUGGAGGACCAGCAACAGCAGUCUCUACCAGUCAACCCUGCUCCUGUCGCUCUGCCGGACAUCAUGCAAGAUUUGGGAAUUUGUCUUCAACAUGCUGAUGAAGAACUAAAGACUCUGCCUGCUGAUGAUGUGUUGGGUGGUCUAAGAACUGCACCAACAUCUGCUGCAUCAUCAUCAUCUUCAGCCACGAGAGAAGCUAGUGACACUGAAGGCGAGAUGCAGAUCAGUGAGCCUACUGCAGAACCUGUUGCCACUGGUCAUGAAUGCUUUAGCAGCACACAAGUUGCUCCGAGCUUUUCUGUGUUGCAGGAGCGUGAGGAGGCCUGUGUGGAGAUGGAAGGAGGUGGGGGUAGUGACACCCCUCAGUCUGCCACCUCAGCUGCUUCCUAUGGCUUUGACUGUACCUCCAAUUCCAAUGCCCAAUCUACAACUGAGAGCUGUGCUAAAAGCCCAGGAAUAUUCUCCCUGGAGAAUGAAGAGCAGCUUCCGGAUGAGGCCAAAGAUCCAUCACUUAUCAAGGAGCUAACCCUUACACCCACUGGUGCUCCUGGAGAUGUCGACCUGCUUAACAUUGGCCAGCAAGGGGAGCCUCAGCCCAAGCCUGAGCAUCAGUACAUGCUCUGUGGGAAGGCCAGUGAAGAAAUGCCGGAGUCAUGCUCACUAGGGCCCGACGUGCCCACUGAGGGAAGACUGACCGACACUUCCUCCUCGGAGAACCGAGAAGACGACUGGGAUCAUAGUUCUCAGCAUCCAUACUACUCCACUGUAUGUGAAAAGACUGAUAGCUCCUUGGCAGGAAGGAACCUCUGCUUCUUGCAAGAAAUGCCCACAAUCGACCUGCAGCCCCGCCUCCGGCCACAUGUGGAUCACAUAACCCACUUGCCUCAUUUGCCUGUCAGCCUUAAUCCUCGAGCGCAGAGCACAGGCACCAAUGCUCAGCUCCGACGGCUAGAGCGUCACCAGCAGAAGCUCUGGGAGAUUGAACAGCGCCAUGAGCAACAGAGCCGACGGGCUGAGAGACGCGAGGAGGAGGAGCAGCACAAGGAGGUGCUUGUGGAGGAAGCGCAAGAGGGGGAGCUGAAGGAGAGUGAGUUGGAGAACCAGAGGAGGCAUCUGCUUCAGCUGCAGCUUCAACAGGAGCAGAAGGAGCUGGAGCAGAGGCAGCAGAUCAUGCAGUGGCAGCAAGAACUGGAACAACGAAAUAAGCACCAGAACAAGCAACAAAAGGCAAUGACUACAGUUCUUCUCUCCCCUUCUGGACUUUGCACCAUCUAUGAAGCAUUGGAGCCCAGCGAGGCAGAGGACGACUACCAAGGCAAUAGGAAAGUAGAGGAAAUGGUGAUAAAAGAGAAGGCAGAAAUGACAGAAUGUGAAAGAUCCAUUAAAGGCAUGAGUAGCGACAUGGAGACCCAUUCCAGUUCUCCAAAAAACAAUGCUUCGGGAGAUGAUUCACUGUGUGACUGGGCAGAAUCAAUCAAGGACCAGGCACAGCUAAACCCUCCUGCUGCGCUUGAACAGCCUCCUCUCACGCCCUCCCACCUACCCCAGUGGCCCUGUCCUCCAGAGCUUGACUGGAGCAAGAAGGUCGACAUCGUCCAGCAGCUGAUCAACCAGACACUGCUGCUGUCCGGAGAUGGCUGCCCACCGCUCCUGCUCACGUCAGCGGGGGGAACGCUCAGUCCUUUGGAGACCAGCCUGUGGCCUGACCUCUUGCCCCCAAUCACCCCAACCUCUGCCACAGUCACAUGCGUGAGCAGCUUUUCGCCUGAGGCUUCAGGUAGCUCCCCUCAAGGGGAGUGGACAGUAGUCGAGGUGGAGACUCAUCAUUAAGGCUAAAGACACUUAACUGAAGACGGGGGAUUGGUGGUGGGGUAGUGUUUCCAGUGAUCUGGAUUUUCAGGUACGGGUUUUUGUUUUUGUUUGUUUGUUUGUUUGUUUGUUUUUCCCCCAUGGUUCAGGAUUUUGGGGAUGAGAGAGACCAAAAAUUUGGAUGAACUGGUUGAUCUUGAGUUUGGGAAUGAGAAACACGAAUGAGGAAUGUUAUGGUUUCUCUGAACCAUGCAUAUUUUUAACAUUACAUUUUUGUGCUGAUUUAGCAUCCAUAGCAUCCGUUUCGGUACUUUUGUGACAGGUGCCACGUAGAAAUUCUCUUCCUUUUUGGUUUACAUGCAAGAAGUUCUGAAUGUCAACUUGCCUGUCUUAGUUACAUCAUCAACAAAUGGUUUUAGCUAAAAUCCCGUUUGGCUUGUGUAACGUGACAUAAUCUGUGGUCUCGCACAUGGUGUCUGUAAUUGACGGCGUCUUCUCUCCUCCCAUGUUACUGACAGCCAUCCAUUUUUUUACACUUUGUCUAGAAUACACAGCACAUUGGGCUGAGUCAUCUUGUACACUACACGUCCCACCUCUGACGGAUGGCUUUGCUGUAUCACACCAGCCCUUGGAGCCAAAAGGCCAUUUACUUAAUCAGGUUUACUGUGAAGACUGUGCUCUCACAAGGCUCAUUCAUGUUCAUCUACAGUUGUUUAGCUGAGCAACUUGAUGAGCAAAUAGUUCUGUCUGGUUUUAUGCCAGACCUCAUGGAGAUUGAUUGAUUACAUCCUGCUUUGUCUUUGAGUAGUGUACUUGACUGUCUGAAAGACUGACCGUCAUCCUCAUUUUUUUCUGUAAUUGAAAGGAACAAUGUCCAUUUCCGAGGAAAUAAGGAGAGAAGGCCUCUGGUCUUAAAGUGGGUCAUUGUACUGGAUAUACUAGAAUCUUCCAUUUUCCAAAGUCUUUGUGAAAGUUGGCAUCCAAGGUUAUGGUCGAAUCUUCGCGUUGCCUGUUGACAGUUUUUUCAUCAUGUGUGUGAAAUUAACAGACUAAAGCACUGUAAACCAGUAAGGCUAAGGGGGGGGAGAGAAGAAUGGUCUGGUGUAGACCAGAGAUGUUAAACCGCCAACCUCGACUAUAAAACUGAUUUUGUAUUUACUAGUUGUUAAUUCAUGUUACUGAACAUGGAUAGUUGUUGAAGUCCAGGUAUAAUCUUCAAAUAAUUUGAAAAUUCAGGACUGGAUAUAGAUUUGCCAAACAGAACUGAAGCUCUGAUUAAUCCAGGAAAUAUAACUCCGAAUCUUCCAUGAUGAUGCUGCAGUACAGCUCUAGAAGUAUUUCCUCUAUUGAUGAGGCAAUGGAGUCAGAGUAUUUUAUAUUAAGUUAAAGGAUUAGCUUCAAGAAUUUCUUUUUUUAUUUUUUUUUUAUUUUUUAUUUUUCCCCCCUUGCUAUUGAGACCUUCAUAUUUCAGACCUUCAAGGUGCAGCAGUUCAUUGUAACUUGGGUGGCAUUGUUAAAGAAAUGGAAUGGGUUGUACUGUAGCAAAAAUGUGAGGAAGUAUUUGUAGCAUAUAAAUACAGGUUGUAGACGGAGUUUUCAGUUUGUUUUUAAAGCGUUCAUCAACAGCCUUCGUUUCACACCAGAUAAGAUAUAAAUAUACAUUAGCUGCACUGAACUUCACGCAGGAUGAGCAGAACUGUUGUGAACAUUGCAAAAAUGGUGCUCAGUUUCUAAAUAAAAUGGAUAUAAAACAAGCACAAAUACACAAAUAUAUUUUUAACCAAUUCGUACAAUUAAGAACUAGCUGUCUAGAUUCAGUGAUGUUAGUAGGGGCUGAACUGAAACACCACACAGGCAAAAUCCACAUCGGAUUUUCUGUGCCUCCCUAUUACCCCUGACGCCAGAAAUGCCAUUUUUGCUUUCAUGAAUGGUUUUUGCCAUCAUGUGUUGUCCUACACUGUAUCCGACAUGAAGUGUCAAAUUCAUUAUAUUAGAAACUUUGCCUGUAUGUCUUAUUGUAAUAUUUUGUAAUUGUACUAGCCCGUUUCCUGUGAAAUGUGUCCUUCUGUUUGUAUGUAGCUGGUGCCUCACCAUGACUUGCAGCAGUAUAAAUGAGAUUUUGGAUGUGUAAGUGAUUCUAUAGUUAAAACCCAAGUCCCUACUUUGAGUGUUUAUGCUGUAAUGCCAUUGUCCUUGUACUUGAGUUCCUUAAUGAUCACAUGGAUAUAGAUGGAUGCUAGAAAGAUUAAAUGGUCCACUGAGACUUAGAUUAUUUAAACUGAAGCGUAUACAUUCUAGGAUAUUCUAGGCAUUCUAGGAUAUUUAGACUUGUUUUUCUUUGAACUGUGGAUUUGAUUUGUUUCCUUUACAAUUUUAGUCAGUGUGUUACUACAAUCAGGGAAUUGAAUAGGAAUAGUCAGACCAGUACUACUGUUUUCCAGCUUUUGACACCUUUUGCCUUCAUAAUGUUGAGGCUUUUACAAUUUUCUGGACUUGUCCACAAUCAUGUUUAAUGAUGUACUAUAAAUAAUGUAGUUUAAAAUGUGGGACCAGAAUUACAAAACUGGAAUAAGAAAUUAAUACAUGCCCUUUUUAAAACCACAUAUCCACUCUGAUGUCAAAUGAAUUAUGCACAACAAACAUAAUUAUUAGUGUUGGGUACAUCUCCAACAUGUAUAUUUUUGUAAUUUAUUUUAAAAUGAAGGAAUGUUAUUUUUGUAUUUGUUUCCAAUUUGUAAAUGUGGACAUCAAAGCAUGGCAGCUCGUUUUACUCACCAAUGAAUGUUUUUCAUAUUUUAUAAGAGUAAUGACUGUUGGUCAGUACCAUUUGAAUGCUGAAAAAUAAAAGUGGAUUGUUUAAUGAA
Messenger RNA from Electrophorus electricus (electric eel), 6091 nucleotides. Lineage: Eukaryota; Metazoa; Chordata; Actinopteri; Gymnotiformes; Gymnotidae. The record is from RefSeq and is a predicted model, not a curated record.